Molecule: messenger RNA, 780 nt
Organism: Eucalyptus grandis
Lineage: Eukaryota; Viridiplantae; Streptophyta; Magnoliopsida; Myrtales; Myrtaceae
Product: plant intracellular Ras-group-related LRR protein 4-like
Exons: 1
Coding region: 1-780 (259 amino acids)
Molecular function (GO): protein binding
Source: RefSeq, a predicted model, not a curated record
AUGCUACAAUAUUUAGCUGAGCUGGAUGUCUCAUACACGGGCAUCACAGAGUUGCCAAAUACCAUUAUCAAUCUAAAGAGUUUGAAACUAUUGAAGAUGAACCACAAUCACUUGCAAAAGUUGCCUGAGGCUAUUGGGAUGAUGGAGAAACUUGAGGAAAUUUAUGGAGAGUAUUGCGCGCGGCUAGAGAUGAUUCCCAGUGCUAUUAUGAGACUACCACUCCUGAAGUAUGUGACAUUAAUAGGAACUCGUGUGGAGCAUGUACCAAAGCUUCCACAGAGUUUGAUAAAUGUAUGUUUGUCCUCAACUGCUGCCGCAAAAGAAGUUUCAGAGAUCCUCGACCUGCUUAACCUUUCGAGUUUAAGAAAUCUAACAUUAUGUUUUGCCAAAGGUGACGAUAAAUCCUUUGUCUACUAUAGAUCAGAGCAUCAACCCCAUGUUUUUCACAGCUCAUUGCGUGUGGAACUUCCAAGUAUUACUGACGUAAGCUCAAUUGGGGGUUUGCUUCGUUGUCUAGGAGAACUUGAACUCAUUUGGUGCAAGAACCUACGCCAGAUUCAAGAGCUACCCUCUAAUUUGAGGAAACUCACAAUUAGGAAUUGCAAUCUUCUUGAAGUUGUCGACCUUUCCAACUUGGAGAAUUUAUUGGAUCUAAGUCUAUUCAACAAUCGGAUUUGUGAUAUUCAGGGGCUUGAAGGUUUAGCAUCGUUGCAAUGCUUGGAAGUUUUCAAGUGCAAGUCAAGCAAGUUCAGAGGGCUUGAAAGACUGAAGAAUCUAUGA